GUCCAUUACCCAGCGACGCACUAUAGGAGUGUGUUUACUUCAAUGCUGCUACUUAUGCUGUUUGAGCUUUGACAAGAUCCUCUCCCCCUGUCUUUUCUCAAAAAUGCAUGUACUGAUGCUUUACCGAUUCUGACGGGGUAGUUUCAGCAGGACACAGCAGCACUUUCGGUGAAUUCUGGACAUCGCAACUAUCGUCAAUGAGACCAAAUGUGAUUCUUGCUCGUAAAUAAAGGAAUAACUGACGCCGGCCACUUUGCAUUACCCACUUGAUCACUUUUAGAAGCUCGCGCAGAUGAACCUGGAGAACGCGGCCCGCUACCACCCCGCAGCUCAGCUGGUGGACAUGGAGCAGAAGGCCGGCAAGCUCGGCCUGGGGUUCCAGCGCAGCUCCACAUCCGACGACGACUCCGGCUGCGCCCUGGAGGAGUACGCCUGGGUCCCGCCCGGCCUGCGACCCGAGCAGGUCCAGCUAUAUUUUUCCUGCCUGCCCGAGGAUAAGGUUCCCUACGUUAACAGUGCUGGAGAGAAAUACAGAAUUAAGCAGCUCCUGUACCAGCUGCCGCCCCACGAUAAUGAGAUCCGAUACUGCCAGUCUCUCAGUGAGGAGGAGAAGAAGGAGCUCCAGAUGUUCAGCAUGCAGCGGAAGAAGGAGGCGCUGGGGCGGGGAACCCUCAAACUGCUGCCCAGGGCGCUGAUGCACACCAUCUGCGAGCAUUGUGGGGAGAACAUCAACGGGGGCGAGAUGGCCGUGUUUGCCUCCCGAGCUGGGCCCGGGCUGUGCUGGCACCCAGCAUGCUUUGCCUGCUCCACCUGCAGCGAGCUCCUGGUGGACCUCAUCUACUUCUACCACGACGGGAAGAUCCACUGCGGCCGGCACCACGCCGAGCUCCUGAAGCCGCGCUGCUCUGCCUGCGAUGAGAUCAUCUUUGCCGACGAGUGCACGGAGGCCGAGGGCCGCCACUGGCACAUGAAGCACUUCUCCUGCUUCGAGUGCGAGACGGUGCUGGGAGGGCAGCGCUACAUCAUGAAAGAUGGCCGCCCCUACUGCUGUGGCUGCUUCGAGUCCCUGUACGCCGAGUACUGCGAAGCCUGCGGAGAGCACAUCGGGGUGGACCACGCCCAGAUGACGUACGACGGCCUGCACUGGCACGCCACCGAGACGUGCUUCUGCUGCGCCCAGUGCAAGACCUCCCUGCUGGGCUGCCCCUUCCUGCCCAAGCAGGGGCGCAUCUACUGUUCCAAGGCCUGCAGCCUCGGUGAGGACAUCCACGCCUCCGACUCCUCGGACUCCGCCUUCCAGUCAGCCCGCUCCCGCGAGUCCCGCCGGAGUGUGCGCAUGGGUAAGAGCAGCCGCUCGGCGGACCAGUGCCGGCAGUCGCUCCUCUUCUCGCCGGCCGUCGGCUACAAGUUCCCUGGCCUGGCCGGCGGUGGCCCUGAGGACACGCUGUCCCGCAAGCUGGCACACCUCAGCUUUGGCGACGACCGCUUCUGGAAAAGCCGAGAGGAGCAGGAGGAGCAGGAGGCGACGGAGGACCACGAGGAGUGGGCGGAGCACGAGGACUACAUGACGCAGCUGCUCCUCAAGUUUGGGGACCGUGGCAUGUUCCAGCAGCAGGAGGACCCACGGGCCGCCGAGGCCUGGAUGUCGGACACGGAGGUCAAAAUGAAGGCGGAGCCCAACGCCGGCGGCCACAGUCAGAGCCUGGCCAGUAAGAAGUACCAGACGGACAUGUACUGGGCCCAAUCCCAGGAUGGCCUGGGAGACUCUGCCUACGGCAGCCACCCGGGCCCCGCCAGCAGCAGGAAGAUCCAGGAGCUGGAGAUGGACCACGGUGCUGCCAGCUUCAAGCACGAGCAGAAGCAGUGGUAUGACGACUCUCUGGAGUGCAUCUCUGAUGAGCUGAAGCAGCCAGAGCACAGCAUCCGGGACUCCAUGGACUCGUUAGCACUCUCUAAUAUCACUGGAGCCUCAGUGGAUGGAGACAGCAAGGAUAGGCCAUUGUUAUAUUCCUUACAAAACUUCCCGGAGCUGGAGACAGAGGACAUGGAGAAAAUGAGCAACAUGGGGACUCUGAACUCAUCGAUGCUGCACAGGAGCGCCAAUUCUCUGAAGAGCUUAAAUUCAGAGCUGGAGCAAGAGGAGGACGUGGAGGAAGAGGAGGAGGAGGAGGAGGAAGAGGAGGAGGAGCUGUCCCUCCCGGAGGAAAAGCCCAGACCCAUCCACAUGCCCAUGCUGCGGAGGACCCGGUCCCAGUCCAGGCCGCAGCAGGUGAAGUUCUCGGACGACGUGGUGGACAACGGGCGCUACCAGGAGCUGGAGGUGCGGCAGCCGCCGAUGAGCGAGCGGACCCGCCGCAGGGUCUACCACUUCGAGGAGCUGGAUCAGCAGGCCAGCCGCCCCCAGCACCACCACCACCACCACCACCACAGGCGGCGGCGGAGCCGGAAGUCCCGCUCCGACAACGCCCUGCACCUGGUCCCGAAGGAGCGGGCCCGCAUGUGCUUCAGGGAUGACUACGACAGGCAGGUCCCCACCAGGCGCCUCCAGGACCCGCAGGCCUUCCUGGCCAGCCAGGACCUGUACGGGCAGCGCUACCAGUCCCACGCCACCUCCGACUACGCCCUGCAGAACCCGGCCGUGGACAGGUUCCUGGGGCUCUACGGGGACGACGACUGGUGCUCCACCUGCUCCUCCUCAUCUUCCGAGUCGGAGGAAGAGGGCUACUUCCUGGGGCAGCCCAUCCCUCAGCCCAGGCCACAAAGAUUCCGUUACUAUGCCGACGACCUUCCAACUCCUGUGUCAGCCUUACCUUCCCCUCCCUACGGUCCGCGGACGAAAUCCAAAAAGAAGGGACACAAGGGCAAAAACUGCAUCAUUUCAUAGACUGGUGAUUGACCCCUGUAAUUGCAUUAUUUUUUUGCUGCAUUUCAAGUUGCCUCCAGCUGAACAAAGACACCCGCUUUUAAAAAUGCAUUUCAACACUUGCUGACCUUAAGAUUUUGCACGUGCUUACAGGAGUAGUUAGUGCUGUUCCUUCGCCACGUGAGACCGUGUUUACACCAGCUUCUCUGUUGAUGUGGAUUCAUAUUGCAGUGCAAGGCCAUUACCACAGACAGACGGUAACGUUUUAAGUCUCAUAGUUUGCCUUUGGGUUUAUAAUGUUGUCCACACAAUAUACUAGUAACACUAUAUCAGCUGUAGUGUGUGCAUUAAAUAACAACAGCAUUAUUAUUUCUAGGAAACACUUUAUUUAUAAAGUAGCAUUUAGAGACUAAUGGAAACUAUUUA
Megalops cyprinoides (Indo-Pacific tarpon) is the source of this 3289-nucleotide messenger RNA. RefSeq names its product prickle-like protein 1. NCBI's taxonomy places the organism in Eukaryota, Metazoa, Chordata, Actinopteri, Elopiformes, Megalopidae. The coding region runs from base 293 to 2884 and encodes 863 amino acids. Gene Ontology annotation, molecular function: zinc ion binding. The transcript is spliced from 8 exons. The record is from RefSeq and is a predicted model, not a curated record.